Molecule: messenger RNA, 381 nt
Organism: Striga hermonthica
Lineage: Eukaryota; Viridiplantae; Streptophyta; Magnoliopsida; Lamiales; Orobanchaceae
Source: the annotation of a GenBank genome assembly
AUGGCGUCCGCCGCAAAAUCCCUAAUUCAGACCCUCCGUCGCUACAUCAAGAAGCCAUGGGAGUUCACGGGCCCCGCCGCCCAUCCCGAGUACCUCUCCGCCGUCCCCAAGGCGACGGAGUACCGGGUCUUCUGCCCCGCCACCGCCUCCGCCAAAGCCAUCGUGCCGACGUCGCUGCCGGAGACGGUCUACGACAUCAAGUAUUUCGCCCGCGAUCAGCGCCGCAACCGCCCCCCGAUCAAGCGCACCGUCUUCAAGAAGGCCGACGUGGAGAAGAUGAUGAAGGAGAAGACCUUCGAUCUGGGCGACUUCCCCAGGCCGUACUUGACUGCGAAGGUUGUCGAGGAUGAUAACGCCAUUGGCGGUGGAUAUCAGAAAUAA